Molecule: messenger RNA, 1193 nt
Organism: Strigops habroptila (Kakapo)
Lineage: Eukaryota; Metazoa; Chordata; Aves; Psittaciformes; Psittacidae
Gene: POLR2K
Product: RNA polymerase II subunit K
Exons: 4
Coding region: 321-497 (58 amino acids)
Biological process (GO): DNA-templated transcription
Cellular component (GO): RNA polymerase I complex; RNA polymerase III complex; RNA polymerase II, core complex
Molecular function (GO): DNA binding; DNA-directed RNA polymerase activity; zinc ion binding
Source: RefSeq, a predicted model, not a curated record
CGGCGCCGAGAGCACAGCGAGGCGGGUGGAGUUGCUGUGGAGGCGAGUGGCGGUCGGGGCUGCCUGGGGGUUUUGGGAUCAUCCCGUCGGAGCCGGUGGUCCCUUUCGGAGCGGGAGCGGGAGCGGGGACGUGGCAAGUAGGGAAAGGCCUGGCCUAGCCUCGGCCUUCCCUCCUGCGUUAAAGCCCCGCGGGAGGGUAGGGGAGGCCCCGGUGCGGGAUUGGGGCGGGCCGGAGUGCCUGCGGCUGAGGAAGGCCGGCUGGCCGUCCUCCUCCGUGGGCGCUGCGGGACGUGAAGCAGCGGGUUUGCCUCUCACAGAGCAUGGAUUCUCAGAAGGAUGUUCAGCCUCCAAAGCAGCAGCCAAUGAUUUACAUUUGUGGAGAAUGUCAUACGGAAAAUGAAAUAAAGGCAAGAGAUCCCAUCAGAUGCAGAGAAUGUGGCUACAGAAUAAUGUACAAGAAAAGGACAAAAAGAUUGGUGGUUUUUGAUGCCCGAUGAUGUCUGCUGAAGAUACAGUGACUUCAUGAUGCAGUUUAAUCUUUCUUAAUCUUAACUUUGCUCUGUAAAUUUAUUCAUGUACAAAUGCACACUUAUUUGUGUUUUAAGAGAUUGAAAUAUUAAAGUUUACUGUGAUACUAAAUUUUGUCUAUAUUGUCUUCCAGCAAUAGAUUUCUAAAGCUGUCCUUUAAAUUGUAGUUGGAGUAUGCGGUAGUCUUUUUAAGUUCAGUGGUAUCGUGUUCUUUUUGAGUUAACCUUGUUUACAUUACUCUCAUCUAAACUUUAUUUGCAUUUUAACUUCUGUUACAUAUUCUCUGGACUCCUGUGGACUCCAUAAAAUAACCGUGGUUUGAAUAAAUUCCACCAAAAAUAAGUAAGUUACAUAGGCCAGGUCUGAAAUGCAAAUCUGCAUUUCAAAAGAGCAAAUCUCAAAGGACUCAACAGCAGCCAAUUCAGGCACCUGUUUGUAAAGGACAUGUCAAAAAAAUAAUCUCUCAGAAAAGAAGAGGGGAGGAAAGGUAAAUAUUAGAAACAGUGUGUAAACAGGAAUUCCCAGCGUGCUUCUUGUCUUGGUUGUACUCAAGGAAAGAAUUAGAUCCGUGCUAUAAAGGUAAUUUGGGUAGUGUCCCAGAACAAAAAUAGCAUCUUGUUUUGCUUCUCAGGGGUCUGUAAUAAAAAGAUCAAAGUGGGUUUGUA